UUGUGGUGAUUGUGAGUGGUGCGGGAUGGCGAGAAAGAAAGAUUAGAAAGAAGUUUAUUUAUUUUUUUUGAAAUAAUUUCUGUAAAUUAAAUAACAGUUUAGAAAUGUAAACAAAGACGUUGAUCACAUAUUUGUCAAAAGAUCAGAGGAAAUAUUUAAUUGGAAACUGUAAGCUUUCAGAAAUGGGGUUUGCAGCUGAUAUGCAAGACAAAGCAUCGCAUGAGGCUUUAGUAGCAUUACAAGAUGCGGAACUUAGACUAUUAGAAAAUAUGAAAAAAUGUUUAACAUUAAGGAUUAAAUGUGAUAGAGAUUAUGCCAAUGCAUUGAAUUCUGUGUGUAUUCAAGCACAAAAGACUGAUGCAAUUACAGAACUUGAAGGUAGCUUAAUUGCAAAGGCUUGGUGUGUAAUUACAGAAGAAACUGAAAGACUAAGUCGGUUAAUGCAAGAAAAUACUGAUCAUCUAGUAUCAAAUACUUUAGAAUCAUUUAGCCAUUUAAUUUUAGAAAAACGAGCAUUAAAAAAUGUGUAUGUAGAAGAACAUUUACGCAUUUGUGGAAAAUUAACUCAAUUACAAGAAUCUGUGAAUAAAACUAGAAAUGAAUAUGAAAAAUCUAUAGAUUUAUGGAAAAUAGCUAGAGCAAAAUAUGAAGAUCAAUAUAUUAAAGGUAAACAUACAAAGAAACUAACAGAAGCAAAGGAAAGAUAUCAAAAAUUGACAAAAAAGUUACAUCAUAUUCACAAUGAUUACAUUCUGUUAUUAGGAGAAGCAACAAAAUAUGAAAGAGAUUUCAGAACAACUUUAUUAUUAAGUCUUCUAGAAUAUCAACAAUCUGUGCUUCAAGAAUCUGUUGUAACUUGGAAAAAUGUCUUAAGAGAUUUUGCUCAAUAUACAAAUUUGUCACGUGAAAAUUUCCAAACUGUUCAUACAAGAAUAAAAGAAAGCAUUGAAGCUAUUAUUGCCAGUCAAGAAUAUACAGUAUUUAUUGAUAAAAAUAGGUCCUCUCCAGUAGCUCCAGUUGAAUUUAAAUUUGAUGAAUAUCNAUGUGGAUUAGGAAAAUUAAGUGAACAGUUAGCUCAGUGUCGUGCAGAUCUGAUAGAAAAAGAAAAUCAACUUUUUCAAUGUGAAAAAGAAAUUUCAAAUAUUGAAUUAUCAUCAGAUUUAAAUCCAAUGAUUACAGUCAAGCAAAGAGCUAUUGACAUUUUAAAAAGAGAAAUUGGAGAAUUGAGAUGCAGAGAAGAAAGACUACAACGUCAAUGGGAAGUCAUUGAUAUUCCAUUAUCAUCACUUGGUCCCAAUGGACCACCUCCUGGUUUAGAACUGGAUGAUGGCUUAAAUGAAGAUCAGAGAGAAGAAUCGCCAAGUUUGAGUUCAUUUGGAAGAAAAUCUGCACGACUAAUUAUGAGUAAACUUCGCCAUCCAUUUCAUACACUUAACAAAAAGAACUCACCCGAAUCUCCAUCUCCAACUGAUGAAUAUAGGCAAUGCUGUACAGGAAGUUCCUCGGGAAGUGAUCCAAUCACUUCUUAUCAUGGAAGUAAUCUUAUGUUAUCUGUUCCUCAUAAGAAUUUACAAGAAGAAGAAUGGUUUCAUGGAGUACUUCCACGAGAAGAAGUUGUACGUCUUCUUGUAAACGAUGGUGAUUUUCUUGUGCGUGAAACAACUAGGAAUGAUGAGAGACAAAUUGUUGUUUCAGUUUGUUGGAAAGGACAUAAACACUUUAUUGUACAAACAACAUUUGAUGGAAAAUAUAGAUUUGAAGGACCUGCAUUUUCUACAAUUCAAGAAUUGAUAAAUUAUCAGCAUCAGUCAGGCCAUCCUAUUACAAGUCGAUCAGGAGCAAUUUUGGCUAAUCCUGUUCAUCGCGAAAGAUGGGAAUUAAGUAAUGAUGACGUGGAAUUAAUUGAUAAAAUAGGACGUGGAAACUUCGGAGAUGUGUACAAAGCAGUGCUUCAUCCAACAGGGAUUGAAGUUGCUGUGAAAACAUGUCGAGUUAAUUUACCUGAUGAACAGAAAAGAAAGUUUCUUCAAGAAGGUCGGAUAUUAAAGCAAUACAGUCAUCCAAAUAUUGUGAAAUUUAUAGGCAUUUGUGUACAGAAACAACCAGUCAUGAUAGUAAUGGAACUUGUUCCUGGAGGAUCAUUGCUAAAUUUUCUUCGUUCACAAGGAGUAACACUAACAGUUCCACAACUGAUUGCAAUGUGUACAGAUACAGCAGCAGGAAUGGAAUAUUUGGAAAGUAAAAAUUGUAUUCACAGGGAUUUAGCUGCAAGAAAUUGUCUUGUUGGUUACAAUAACAAUGUAAAAAUUUCUGAUUUUGGAAUGUCACGUGAAGAAGAAGAAUAUAUUGUAUCAGACGGAAUGAAACAGAUUCCAAUUAAAUGGACAGCACCUGAGGCACUUAAUUUUGGGAAAUAUACAUCAUUAUGUGAUGUUUGGAGUUAUGGAGUUUUAAUGUGGGAAAUAUUUUCUCUUGGAAGUACACCUUAUUAUGGACUUACUAACAGUAAAGCUAGAGAGCUUAUUGAUUCAGGUUACCGUUUGCCAUCGCCUGAAAGCACACCUGUUGGUGUAUAUGAAUUAAUGUUAAGAUGUUGGGAAUAUAAUCCAGAAAGAAGACCACAUUUUCAAGAAAUAAGAAUGACAUUAGAAAAUAUUACAAGUAACAUGGAAAAAUUUAGAAUACAGAUUUAGUAAUUUAUAAAUUAUCUUAUUCUUCAUC
Molecule: messenger RNA, 2721 nt
Organism: Centruroides sculpturatus (bark scorpion)
Lineage: Eukaryota; Metazoa; Arthropoda; Arachnida; Scorpiones; Buthidae
Product: tyrosine-protein kinase Fer-like
Exons: 19
Coding region: 183-2693 (836 amino acids)
Biological process (GO): peptidyl-tyrosine phosphorylation
Molecular function (GO): non-membrane spanning protein tyrosine kinase activity; ATP binding
Source: RefSeq, a predicted model, not a curated record